ACAAAAGUCGUAUUCAUUGCUUCAACAAAACCACUGCCAUCUGAUCUUCUGAAAUCCUUGAAGGAGCAACUCAACCAACAGAAUCAUUAACGGUACAACAAUGAGUCAGGACAUAUGCAUAGUUUUGGUCGGUAAAACAGGAGUUGGCAAGAGUGCUUCAGGAAAUACCAUUCUUGGUGAAAGGAUAUUUGUGUCAGAAGCAAGAGCUACAUUAGUCACUAAACAGAGUUCAUUUGAAUCACGGAUGAUAAACAGAAAGCAGAUUUGUGUCGUGGACACUCCUGGUCUAUAUGACACACAACUGUCCAGUGAAGAAGUCAUGAAUGAGAUUGUGAAUGGCAUCAAACUUGCAGCCCCAGGUCCUCAUGUCUUUCUUCUUGUAAUUGCCAUUGGGCGUUUCACUAAAGAAGACAGAAACAUCGUUGGAUUGAUUCACACAACUUUUGGCCGAGAAGUGCUCAGACACAUGAUGGUCUUGUUCACCAGGGCAGAUGAUCUUGAAGAAAGCACAAUUGAAGAUUACAUUAAGGAAGCACCAGAGCUAAAAGAAGUGAUAAAUGCAUGCACAGGGAAAUACCAUAUACUCAACAAUAGAGAGAAGGCAGACCAUACACAAGUUGAUGAGCUCAUGAAGAAGAUUGAAGCCAUGAUAAAGCAGAACCAUAACCGCUACUACAGCCACAACCUGUUUACAAAGUCAGAUGAACUCAACAAUGCUAAGAGAUCCAUGAAGGAAAAGGAUGCUGACCUGAAGUCAGAAGUCAGAAUUCAGAAGUCAGAAAAAGCUUUAGUGCAGAAGAAACGGACAAAAAGAAAUAAAAUAACAGCAUUUCGUGAAGGAAUGAAUAAGUCAUCUUGCAGCAUACUAUAGUUUACUUGAGUAUAUGUCAAGAUCUCAUAAAAUGUAUAAACGGGGCACUACAAAAUACACAAAUCAGAAGAGAAAUAUUAAAUUGUGUUAAAUUCCAACAAUUCAUGUUUUUAUUAAUCUUUUUGAUUUUUAAAAAUAUGUAUGAACACUUUUAUUCAUUUAAUUAUCUGCUAAAAGAUGUACAAAUAAUCUGCUUAAUCCACUAGGAAUUUGGUUGGGGGUGAGAAGUUUACAGACUCUGUAUUAUACCUGUAUUGUUUAACACAUUAAUCACUGACAUUUUAUGUAUGUUUGUUUUGCCAUUUUUUUUAACUCCAAUUAUAUUUUAACCUUUUACUUUAUAAGAUUUCUAGAUUUCUAUUUGCUAUUAUUAUUAUUACUACUACUACUAGUAGUCUACUUACAUUCAUGUGUUUUAUUAAUGUGGCUUAAAAAAGUCAUGUUUUAUUGUUGAUUCUUUUGUGAAUCUUUUUGCAUCCCACUCCACUCUUAUAGUUUUUCAUUUAACCGCAUUUAUACAUUUACUGCAACCACUUACACAUUUCUAAAUAAAUUUUUUAUAGACCCCCCCCCCAAAAAAAAAUUAAAAACAUUAAACUGUUGUUUGAACACCAAACUACUGAAAACACACUGUAAAUCGUACAGUAUAAAAUUGUAAUACAAAAAUUUAUGUAAAUCAAUACAUUCAACACUGCUUAAUGCUCGUUUGUACCUUUAACAACAACCACCAUAGUAAUGCAGGUGGUAAAAGGUAAAACCAUGCAAAGAUUAAAUAAGUUAAAGUAUACAGAUCGCCACAGAGUCAUUCAUGCAAACACAAAACACCAUCAUGGUAACUCACAAUACUUAAAUGCAAUAAACAUUCAUUAAACAACAGAUGAAACAUAUACAGUAAUAAAAGCUCACGAUCAAUUGUACAAGAUGACAGCAGACAUUGGGACAUUUUGGCUUGAUGUAAGAUGCUCUCCUCAAGGACUAUAUUAUUUGACAAAUAAUUGCAUUUUUGUAAUGUUAUCUGAAUGGACAGAAUCCCCAUAAUAAAAUGCAUCACAAUAAUUGAUUGAUUGAUUGAUUGAUUGAUUGAUUGAUUAUGUCACUUAGGACAUUAAGUAAUCCAGAACU
This is a messenger RNA of Cyprinus carpio (common carp), 1993 nucleotides long. RefSeq names its product GTPase IMAP family member 7-like. Lineage: Eukaryota; Metazoa; Chordata; Actinopteri; Cypriniformes; Cyprinidae. Gene Ontology annotation, molecular function: GTP binding. The record is from RefSeq and is a predicted model, not a curated record.